AUGGCGGACUACGUGCCAUGUGCCACUCCUCCCUCGAAAGGGUUCCUCUCGAGCAUCAACCCGCUGGCAAUUUUCGACGACGUAGAAACUCUUACUCCACGUGAAUUUCUUCGGGACUUCUACACUCGACAAGGUCUGCACGAUAAGCUGGAAGACGUGGACGCAUUGGUGGAGAAUUACGGCCACCGAAUGCACCUGCUUUAUGCAGAACUCGAUAAAAAGUAUGGUACGACGUUCUGCAAGAACCCCCCACCAGUUUCAAGUGAAACUCGCAAAGCCGAACCCGUGGGAAUGCAUUCGUACAGGACCCCGACAACUCCAAAAUGUCCCGGCAAACCCCCUGCUAACAAAAUUGUUCUACUUGGGAACUCGGGUGUGGGCAAAACCAACUUGAUCGGCCGUUUGCACAAGGGCGAGUACAACGAGGAGUUCACAUCCACAAUUGGAGUGGAGUUUCUCACCCACGCUGUCAAGGUCGACAAUGUUGACCUGAAGGCUCAAAUCUGGGAUACUGCUGGUCAAGAACGUUUUCACGCCAUGAUGUCCACCUACUAUCGCAAAGCUGCUGGGGCUUUGCUAGUGUUCGAUGUCGGCAACCGUGCCAGCUUACUUGACGUCGAGAGAUGGCUCGAUCAACUGCUGAAUGUCGCCGAACCUGGACUGCAUGCAACGCUCGUCGGGAACAAGUGUGAUCUGCCUGCAGACGAAAGGGCUGUGACGGCAGAGGAAGCGCGUCAGUUUGCAGCUGAACACCACAUGGCGUACAUUGAGACGUCGGCCAAGACUGGGCAGAACGUCAAUGAGGCCUUCCAUGAUAUUAUUUCUGCGAUCCACCGAGCGCGGCUGGCAGACUCCCAAGAAUCCUAUUUCGCUACCAUCGAGCUCAACAGCAACAAUCCCGGAUCAAGCUCGCUCUUCAACUGCAAAUUAUUCUAG
Messenger RNA from Phytophthora infestans T30-4, 936 nucleotides. RefSeq names its product Rab11 family GTPase, putative. The record is from RefSeq and is a predicted model, not a curated record. Gene Ontology annotation, cellular component: endosome. Gene Ontology annotation, molecular function: GTPase activity; GTP binding. The transcript is spliced from 3 exons. NCBI's taxonomy places the organism in Eukaryota, Oomycota, Peronosporomycetes, Peronosporales, Peronosporaceae. The coding region runs from base 1 to 936 and encodes 311 amino acids.